CUUGGUUUAAGCUCUGCGCAUGACUGCUCAUCUGCCUCAGUGGCGUCUUAUCAGCCCGCCGGGAGCUUCUCGUUCUUGGUGGAAUCGUGCUCGCACUACAGAGGGAGAGACUCACAUCAACAUGAGCUUUUCCAUUGAGGAGAGGGGCAGGCCAAACACCAAGGAGUUCAGGGUGUUCUUCAAAAACUCAGAGGGGAAAUUCAUCUCUCCUUUUCAUGACAUACCCAUCUAUGCAAAUGAAGCAGAGAAUAUUUUCCACGCCGUUGUGGAAGUUCCAAGAUGGACAAAUGCAAAAAUGGAGAUUGCCACCAAAGACCCUCUCAAUCCACUGAAACAAGAUGUGAAGAAGGAGAGCCUUCGUUAUGUGGCCAAUGUGUUUCCCCAUAAAGGUUAUAUUUGGAAUUAUGGAGCCAUUCCACAGACGUGGGAGGACCCCCACCACCAGGACAGUGACACAGGAUGUGUUGGAGACAACGAUCCCAUCGAUAUUUGUGACAUAGGAAACAAGGUGUGCUCUCGAGGAGAAGUCAUCAAAGUGAAGGUGUUGGGGACUCUGGCUCUGAUUGAUGAGGGGGAAACAGACUGGAAGGUCAUCGUAAUCAAUACUGAGGACCCAGAAGCCGGAGAUUUUCACAAUAUUGAUGAUGUGAGGCGGCUGAAGCCGGGGUAUCUGGAGGCAACUGUUGAUUGGUUCAGAAGAUACAAAGUUCCUGAUGGAAAACCUGAAAACCAGUUUGCUUUUAAUGGGGAGUUCAAAGACAGGGAUUUUGCCAUAAAGACAGUAAAGAGCACACAUGAGUUUUGGAAAGUACUGAUAUCUAAGCAAACCAGCGCUGGCGAGUUAAACUGCAUGAACACUGGAGUCUCAAACAGCCCAUUUUGCUGCUCCUUUGCAGAAGCAGAGACUGUGGUUAAAUCUGCAUGUGCCUCUGGACCUGAAGAUCCUAUUCCAAGUUCAGUUGACAGAUGGUUUUACUAUGAAAAGUGAGGUUCCAAACCUGAUUUCUGGACUCAUAAUGAAGCUCUAGGUUCAUGUGAAAGCAGUCUUGUGCUUUUUGUAGUGUCUCUUCGGAUUUGUUAACAAGCAAAGCAAAUAUACAACAUUAAAAAAUUACCACAAUGCAUUUCAGCACUGUCUGUUGUUUUUAUUUUAUAAGACUUUUUUUUUUAAAGUUUUUAUUUCUUUACAGUUUAAACAUUGCUAUAGAAGGGGGAGGGCUGUUUAGCAAUUUCAUUUAAAUGUGGACACAAAAACACAGGAAACAAUAAUGUGCAACCGAUUUGAAAAUGAUUUUAAAACAAACAUUGAAAAUGUUAUUUUAGGAUAUUGAAUUGCAAAAUGCAUUUUCAUUUGAAUUAUAGGACAAAAACCCACAUCACUAUUUAAAUUCAAUUGAAUUAGCAAUUAAUUAAUGCAAUUACAUUUAAAAAUGUCUUUUUAAAAGUGAAAGAUUGAAUUAUAACUUUUGCAGUUACAUUGAAAAUGCAUUUUCAAACUGCACCAUCAUAUUGCAAAUUGUAUUGUCAAUUGAGAAACAAAUAUCACUUUGAAUUAUGGGUGAAAAAAAACUAUAUAUUCCAUCAAAGGAAAGCAACUUAAAAAAAUGAAAAAAAAA
Molecule: messenger RNA, 1616 nt
Organism: Oryzias melastigma (Indian medaka)
Lineage: Eukaryota; Metazoa; Chordata; Actinopteri; Beloniformes; Adrianichthyidae
Gene: ppa1a
Product: inorganic pyrophosphatase 1a
Exons: 11
Coding region: 20-988 (322 amino acids)
Biological process (GO): phosphate-containing compound metabolic process
Cellular component (GO): cytoplasm
Molecular function (GO): inorganic diphosphate phosphatase activity; magnesium ion binding
Source: RefSeq, a predicted model, not a curated record